Messenger RNA from Caenorhabditis angaria, 3863 nucleotides. The record is from the annotation of a GenBank genome assembly. NCBI's taxonomy places the organism in Eukaryota, Metazoa, Nematoda, Chromadorea, Rhabditida, Rhabditidae.
AUGACGACUUUCUACAAUUUCAAACGUAUCACAGUUGUUCCAACAGCACCGGUUAGUGGAAAUCGAUAAAUAUUUUAAUUUAAAUAAAAAAAUUGUGUUUUUAGGAACUCAAAGAUGUUGUGCUCUCCAAAACUCAGCGUAAAACACCAACAGUCGUUCACAGACAAUAUUCAAUUGGACGUAUUCGUGCAUUCUAUGCUCGGAAAAUCAAGUUUUUGCAACAAACACUUCACGACAAAUUGACACAAAUUAUCACAGAAUUCCCAAAAAUGGAGGAAAUUCAUCCAUUCUACGCCGAUUUGAUGAACAUUCUCUACGAUCGUGAUCAUUAUAAGAUUGCGUUGGGACAAAUGAAUACAGCCAGACAUUUGAUUGAUGGAAUCGCUCGUGAAUAUGUUCGCCUGAUGAAGUAUGCCGAUUCUUUGUAUCGUUGUAAAAUGUUGAAGCGAGCUGCUUUGGGAAGAAUGGUCAAGCUUUUAAAACGUCAAAAAUCAAGUUUCGAAUACCUUGAACAAGUUCGUCAACAUUUGUCGCGUCUUCCAAGUAUCGAUCCAGCUACACGUACUUUGAUUCUUUGCGGUUUUCCAAAUGUUGGUAAAUCCUCAUUCAUCAAUAAAGUCACUCGAGCUGAUGUUGAAGUUCAACCAUACGCUUUCACAACUAAAGCACUUUAUGUUGGACAUUUGGAUUAUCGUUUCUUGCGUUGGCAGGUUAUCGAUACUCCUGGUAUUUUGGAUCAACCGUUGGAAGAUAGAAAUACAAUUGAAAUGCAAGCUGUGACUGCUUUGGCUCAUUUGAAAGCCGCUGUUUUGUUUAUGAUGGAUGUUUCUGAACAAUGUGAUAGAAGUAUUGAAGAGCAAUUGCAUUUGUUUGAAUCAAUUCGUCCACUUUUUGCUAACAAACCAGUUAUUAUUGGUUUAAACAAAGUUGAUAUUCGUCAUCGUUCAGAAUUGCCUGCUGAAAAAGCUGCACUUCUCGAUCAACUUGAAAAGGAAGGAAUUCCAAUUGUUGAGACUUCUACACUUACACAAGAGGGAAUUAUGACACUUCGUGAUCGUGCUUGUGACGAACUUCUCGCUCAACGUGUAGAAGCAAAACUUCAAGCCAAGAAAAUCACAACUGUUGAGGAUUCGGUUCUUAAUCGUGUCUUUGUUGCUUAUCCGGUUCCACGCGACGAAAAAGUUCGUGCACCAUUCAUUCCGGCUGGAGUUGCACAAAAACGCGCGGCGGCGAAAAAGGCGGCGGCUGCGAAUGCGGAGAAUUCGAUGGAUGUUGAUGAUCAAUCUGUUGCUGCUUUCAGAGAUGAAAGUAGGUUUUCUAGUAGUUUCUGACUCGCUGAUCAAGAUUCCGUUGUCUAAUUGUAAAAUGGCAUAGCUCAACUUCUAAUAUGAGUUAUUUUUGUAAGUUGGAAAAUCGGGACUUUAGAAGCUGAACACUGGCUUCAAAAAUGAUUUUCAUGCAAAUCUGAUAGCAUAGGGUUCUUCAGGAGGGUAGACAACAUAAGUGGUUCUGAACUAUAGUUGGACAUCGACUAAACGACAUUUUCAUGUUUUUUAAGCAAGUGAUUUGAAAUAUUGGGUUUUAAUUUUAUUCGUAUGAUAGAAUGGUCUAAGACGAACAGAAUGAUAUAAAUUUUGAUGAAUUUACGUUAUCCUUAAGUGAUUUAGCGACAUUUAAUCGAUAUUUCGUCGAUAAGCCGCUAAAUCACUUAUGGAUAACGUAAACUCAUCAAAAUUUAUAUCAUUCUGUUCGUCUUAGACCAUUCUAUUAUAUGAAUAACAUUAGAACCCAAUAUUUCAACUCACUUGCUUAAAAAAACAUGAAAAUGCCAUUUCGUCGAUGCCCAACCAUAGUUCAGAACCACUUAUGUUAUCGACCCUUCUGAAAAACACUAUGCUAUCAGAUUUGCAUGAAAAUCAUUUUUAAAGCUAGUGUUCAGCUUCUAAAGUCCCGAUUUUCCAACUUUGCCACUUACAAAAAUAACUCAUAUUAGAAGUUGAGUUUUGCUAUUUAGACAUCGGAAUAGAUUUUGUUAAAAAUCUAGAGUAAAAUAAAAAUUUUGCAGACACUCGCCGACUUGAACGUGAAAUCGAAUUGGAAAUGGAAGACGACUAUAUUUUGGACCUCAAAAAGCACUAUCUAUUGAAAAAUCCCGAUGAGAAAUACGAUGUUGUUCCAGAAAUUUGGGAAGGUCACAAUUUGUCAGAUUUCGUUGAUCCAGAAAUUCAGCAGGUACAUUUUGUCUCAAAUUUUGCGUGAUUUUUUACACAACAAGGUCAAAUAACCGUUUUUUUUCUCUAGAAACUCGAAAAACUCCUGAAAGAAGAAGAAUUAUUGGAACAAGCUGGAGAAUAUGAAUCCGAUUUGGAUAGUGAUGAUGAUGAGACAAAGGAGAAGAUGAAAUUGGCAUUGAAGAUUCGAGAAAAAGAGAAGUUACUCACAUUGGAGACACAAGUGAAUAAAAGACUUGCUGGAAGAGCUGGAUCAAGAGUUUUGUCGUCGAGAAAGAGAGAAAGAUCCAUGUCUAGAUUGGAACAUGAAUUGGGAGAAUUGGGUGUUGAUGUGAGUUUGAAAAAUACUUUUUUUGAUCAAUAUUUGAUAAAUUUGCCGUUUCGGCCAAAUUUGGCCAUUUUUUGGUCAUAAUUUAGCCAAAAAAUGACCAAAAUUUAUUUUUUAUCCUUUUUUUAAAAUGAGAUUUCGUUUCUCAAGUAUAGUUCUGUAUUUUUCCAACCCAAAGAACUUUGGAGAAUUCCCCCUCGUUUAAAAAUUGAUUGGAGAAAAAUUGGAAUUCCAGAGCUUUCCACAAAGUUCAGGAAUCAGUUGAAAUUGUCGAAAAAUAUGGAUUUUGAACAUUUUCGCACUGAAAAUUGGCCCUGAAAACAUUUCGCCUUGGAAUUUCAAGUUUUGAAACAAAAAAAUGACAUUUUCAAAAAUUGCGCUAUGGAAAUUGGCCCGGAAUUUUUGAAAAUCUGAUUUUUUCGUAUGCAAAAUUCAAAACUUGAAAUUCCAAGGCGAAAAGUUUUCAGGUGCCAAUUUUCAGAGGGAAAAAUUUCAAAAUCACUGAUUUUUGACAAUUUCAAGUUGUAACUGAUUCCUGAACCUUGUGAGGAAAUAUUGCUCUGGAAUUCAGAUUCGAUUUUUUCUCUAAUCAAUUUCUAAACGAUGGGGGAUUUUUCAAAGUUAUUUGGGUUGGAAAAAUACAGAACUAUACUUGUGAAGAUAAAUCUCAUUUCAAAAAAAAAAUUAUGAAAAAUAAAUUGCUUUCGAGAAUUCUAAAAAUUGGUCAAUCGGUGAUUUUGGAGAUUUUUUGACCAAAAUUUAGUCAAAAAAUUGAUCAGAAAUUGGUCAAAAAUGCACCAAUUUUUCAGGCUCCCAGCACCUGUGGAUUGAGAAACUGAAUCUCAUUUAAAAAACGAUAAAAAAUAAAUUGCUCUCAAAAAUUCUAAAAAUUGGUCAAAAAAUGACCAAAUAUAGGGCAAUCGGUGAUUUUGAUCAAUUUCUGGCUAAAUUAAGACCAAAAUUUCAUAUAAAAAAUAAAUUGCACCCAAAAAUCCCCGAAAUUUUUCCAGAUUGACACAAAGAAAAUGAAGAACUUGCAAGGACAAUGUGCCAAACCACAACUCGGAAAGAAGAUGAAAGUGGGUCGUUCGCGCAGUCUCAGCGCAGUUCGUCCAGCUCCCCGCGACGAAAUCGCCAUUCCCGACCCAGAAGCUCGUCACCACGCUGUCAAACUUCGCAACAAAGCAAUGCGCGGACUUCGACGAGAAGCUAAGAAGGGAGAAGCUGAUCGACAUGUAUAUGAUCUUAAACCAAAACAUUUGUUCUGCGGAAAACGAGGAAAUGGAAAAACUGAUUGGCGUUAA